AUGGCGUCCAACACCACAGACAUCGCUACAGACAUACCCUUGAAGUCAUUACUGGAUCAGUUGAACGCCGAGUUCAACGAAUGUUUACAACAAUUAAUACCGAAAGUUUCGAAUGUUUCUGAACAUAACGACGAGGAGAGGCAAGCUAAAGCAAAUAGCAUUCAGACGUACAGAUUCUUACAGGCAGCGAAACGAUUAGAAAUCUCGUUAGCAAAAAUUGUUCGUAAGGAAAGGCAAAAUGAGGAAUCAGUUUUAAAGGAGGAAAUUGCUGAUCUGCAACAUAAUAUAACACAACAAAAAGAUGUUAUCGUGAAAUACACCAAUUUAAUUAAGGACUGGACAAAAGAAUUUUGUAAAUUAGAAGAAGAAAAUAUGACUCCUUUGUGA
This is a messenger RNA of Acaulospora morrowiae, 387 nucleotides long. NCBI's taxonomy places the organism in Eukaryota, Fungi, Glomeromycota, Glomeromycetes, Diversisporales, Acaulosporaceae. The record is from the annotation of a GenBank genome assembly.